Messenger RNA from Erinaceus europaeus (western European hedgehog), 324 nucleotides. RefSeq names its product prostate and testis expressed 3 (gene PATE3). Lineage: Eukaryota; Metazoa; Chordata; Mammalia; Eulipotyphla; Erinaceidae. The transcript has 3 exons. Bases 1 to 324 code for a protein of 107 amino acids. The record is from RefSeq and is a predicted model, not a curated record.
AUGAAUAAGUCUCAAAGAGACAGGUUCUUCCCAAGUCCCUUUCUUACCUGGUUUCACCCUGGCUCUGAAUCUCCAGCAGUGAGCACACUCCGGUGCAUAACAUGCUACCUUCGCACCCCAUCAGACCACUGUCGAAGAGGCUAUGGCUUCUGUACUGCUGAGCAGGACGCGAAAUGCAUGAUGUUAACCAUCUAUAGACAAGGCAUUCCUGAGCUAUUCUAUACGGACUGUCAGAGAUUCUGCAGAGACUUGAUAUAUAGGUUCAACAAUCGGACUUACGUUCACAACUGCUGUGACUUCGAUUAUUGUAACUUCAAAUUCUAA